Molecule: messenger RNA, 741 nt
Organism: Neoarius graeffei (lesser salmon catfish)
Lineage: Eukaryota; Metazoa; Chordata; Actinopteri; Siluriformes; Ariidae
Exons: 7
Coding region: 1-741 (246 amino acids)
Source: RefSeq, a predicted model, not a curated record
AUGGCUGAGUAUGUUAGCAACGAAUACACGUGGAUGUUGGUGAAGGUGAAAUACAAGGCGGAGCAAAAAUACAUUAAAAUCAUGGAUCCCACUCUGCAGACUUUUCUUAACCAAGUGUUUAUCAAAUUCAACAUACAAUCCAAACACCAGGCAGGGCUUAAACUGUAUGAUCAUUCUGGUUCCAAAAUUGACGAUGAUGUGUUUGAAGAUGUGGUGAAGGAUCCAAACUGUGGUGUUUUAAAGCUGACUCCUGCUGAAGAUGAUGAUGACACCAUUAUCCUGUCUCCAAAGCGCACAAGAGAUGAUGAAGCAGAGCAAAUCAUCGAGAACAUCCUACAGAAAAAGCCUGGUGGUGAUAGAAUCAUUAAGGAAUACGGAAGGACAAAGACGCUUACUGACUCUUCUAGACGUCAGAUGGUCAACAUUGUGGUUGCAGAAAUGCUUUAUGGUGUGAACACAACACUAUCAAGAGACAUACGGGAAAUGUAUGCAAAGGGAAUAGUGUCUCUCUUCCCAAACCUGAAGGACCCAUUUUCUGAAAAAGGCUAUAUUGAGCAAGACUUUGUUUCACUUUUUGGUGAGGAGACUUCAGCAAAGCUACUCGAGAAAUGGCCAACCCUGUUUAAAGAGAAAGCCAUUCAACAGAGUAAAUGCCUGUCUUCCAGUGCUGAGCUGCAGGAGCUCAUACAAGCAGCUGAAUCACCCCCUUCAGGGAAUGAAGAUUUAUACGGUAAGUUAUGA